UUUUUUUUUUUUUUUUUUCCGGAGCUGAGGACCGAACCCAGGGUCUUGCGCCAAGCGCUCUACUACUGAGCUAAAUCCCCAACCCACUUUUUUUUUUAAAGGAGAUUAUUUCUCUGUGUAGUCUUCGCUGUCCUGGAAUUGACUCUGUAGAUCAAACUAAUCUAAACCCAGGAGAUAGAACCACCUCUCCCUCCUGAGUGCUGGGAUUAAAGGCCAGCGGUGUUUACACAUUUCCAUGUCAACUGUCGAAACGCCCAGACCGUUUACUUUCAGGACAGGGCAAAACAGAUGCACAGUCAGAAGAGAGUAGGAAUCGUCCGGGCACGUCUAUUUCCUAAGUAACGGAGUCAAACUGCAUUCUCAGAAUGACUUUACAAAACAGUGACCAAGAAGUUAGUGUGUUUAGUCUGUUAGGCCUCUUAAUAACACAUGAAAAUAAACAAGAGAGACGCUGCAAAAGAAGCCUUGGUCUGCAGCAAUCGCGAAUGGAGACCUACGGUGGGUGCAGGUGUCUGGGCCUGUGUAAAGAAAAUAAGAGUCGGGAUCCUCCAGCUCUAUUCUUCUUGAGAUAAUGACCAUGGAGUACCCCAGAGGCUCACGGAGGUUUUCAAGUCAAUAAAACUCAAUAAAGCUCAAAUCAGCCUCAAAAGCAAUGACUAUGCAAGUUAUUUUCCCUUUUAAACAAGCACAAUAUGUGCCCGUCAUGUGACAGAAAUCCCACAAGGACUCGACCGGUCGUAGCAACCCAUUUCCAAGAAUCUGAAAAUAGCUUUGGGCCUUCCAAGCCAGACUACGACGGCAGGUGUGGGGCGCAUGCGCGCACGUUCACAGGUUGACCUCCUGGUGGCACCCAAGUGAAGCGGACCUUCUUCCCGACGGGCCGCGGAACACAACCGGUGGGGAAACGUUAUUCUCGCGAGGUCUCGGCUAGCAGCGGCGGCGGAAGUAGCGGACACGUGACUGUCCUAGGCCGCCUUCGCCUUGCCCCCUCCCCCUUCUCGGAAACCCGGCCCCCUCACCCUUCGCCCACCCCAGAGCCGCGGUAAUGGACCGUUUGGGUUCCGGAAUUCCCUUGGAUCCCAACUCUGGUACCAGGCUAGCGGGACUCGGCGGAGUCCGGUUUGGGUGGCAAAAGCAGAGGGGGCAGUCAAGAUGGGGGGGGGGAUCCGCUUCCUUCACCUAGGAAGGAGGCGGGGCGGUGAUGGGAUGGGAGUGUGUGUGGGGGGGUAUGGGGAAGUCACGUGGUGCGUGUCGCGCGCUGUGUGCGCGCGGCGCCUGACCCGUCGCCCCGCCCCCUCUUCCUGCGGGGCGGGGGGUCGGGGGGAGGGGCAUCAAGAUGGCGGCGGGGAGGUAGGCAGAGCCGGACGCCGCUUCUGCCGCCGCCGCCGCCGCCGCCGCCGCCGCCUCCGCUCCUGUCGCCUCCAGCUCCACACCCGUUCACGGACCGGGAGAAGCUAUUCUUUCGUCGGGUCCGGCGGGGAAAAUGGUGGAACCAGGGCAAGAUUUACUACUUGCGGCCUUGAGCGAGAGUGGGAUUAGUCCGAAUGACCUCUUUGAUGUUGAUGGUGGAGAUGCUGGACUUGCCACCCCUACUCCCCCUUCAGUUCAACAGUCGGUGCCACUUAGUGCAUUAGAACUAGGUUUGGAGACAGAAGCAGCAAUUCCUGUUAAACAAGAACCCGAGAUGAUGUCUACUCCGGCACUGUUAAAUGUGAGGCAGCAGCCUCCAUCCACUACAACAUUUGUGCUGAAUCAAAUCAAUCAACUUCCAACCUUGGGAUCUACAAUUGUAAUGACUAAAACACCACCUGCAACAACGAAUAGGCAAACCAUCACUUUGACUAAGUUCAUCCAGACCACUGCAAACACACGCCCUUCAGUUUCAGCACCAGCAGUACGGAAUGCCAUCCCCCCUGCUCCCGCAAAAGACCAAGUUCAGCUAAAGGAUUUACUCAAAAAUAAUAGUUUAAAUGAACUCAUGAAACUGAAGCCACCUGCCAAUAUUGCUCAGCCAGUUGCAACUGCGGCUACUGAUGUCAGCAAUGGCGCAGUUAAAAAGGAGUCUUCUAAUAAAGAAGUUGCAAGGGUAUGGAUAAAUGACAUGAAGAUGAGAAGCUUUUCCCCCACUAUGAAGGUUCCUGUUGUGAGAGAAGAAGAUGAACCAGAAGAAGAAGAUGAGGAAGAAAUGGGUCAUGCAGAAACCUAUGCAGAGUAUAUGCCAAUAAAAUUAAAAAUUGGCCUGCGUCACCCUGAUGCGGUGGUGGAGACAAGCUCACUGUCCAGCGUCACUCCUCCUGAUGUUUGGUACAAAACGUCCAUCUCUGAGGAGACCAUCGAUAAUGGCUGGCUCUCUGCAUUGCAGCUUGAGGCAGUCACCUAUGCGGCCCAGCAACAUGAAACAUUCCUUCCUAAUGGAGACCGUGCUGGCUUCUUAAUAGGCGAUGGUGCUGGUGUGGGCAAAGGCCGGACGAUAGCAGGGAUCAUAUAUGAAAACUAUUUGUUGAGUAGAAAAAGAGCAUUGUGGUUUAGUGUAUCAAAUGACUUAAAAUAUGAUGCUGAAAGAGAUUUAAGGGAUAUUGGAGCAAAAAACAUUUUGGUCCAUUCAUUAAAUAAGUUUAAAUAUGGAAAGAUUUCUUCUAAACACAAUGGGAGUGUGAAAAAGGGUGUUAUUUUUGCUACCUAUUCUUCCCUUAUUGGUGAAAGCCAGUCUGGAGGUAAAUAUAAGACCAGGUUAAAACAGCUUCUGCACUGGUGUGGUGACGACUUCGAUGGAGUGAUAGUGUUUGAUGAAUGUCACAAAGCAAAAAACUUAUGUCCUGUUGGUUCUUCAAAGCCAACCAAGACAGGCUUGGCUGUUUUAGAACUUCAAAACAAAUUGCCAAAAGCCAGAGUCGUGUAUGCCAGUGCCACCGGUGCUUCUGAACCACGCAACAUGGCCUAUAUGAACCGUCUUGGAAUAUGGGGUGAGGGAACUCCAUUCAGAGAAUUCAGUGAUUUUAUCCAAGCUGUGGAACGCAGAGGUGUUGGUGCCAUGGAAAUUGUUGCUAUGGAUAUGAAGCUUAGAGGAAUGUACAUUGCACGACAGCUGAGCUUUACUGGAGUGACCUUCAAAAUUGAGGAAGUUCUUCUUUCUCAAAGCUACGUUAAAAUGUAUAACAAAGCAGUCAAACUGUGGGUUAUCGCUAGAGAGCGAUUUCAGCAAGCUGCAGAUUUGAUUGAUGCUGAGCAGAGAAUGAAGAAAUCUAUGUGGGGUCAGUUCUGGUCUGCUCACCAGAGGUUUUUUAAGUACCUGUGUAUAGCGUCCAAAGUGAAGAGGGUGGUCCAGCUAGCCCGGGAAGAAAUCAAGAAUGGGAAGUGUGUUGUAAUUGGUCUGCAGUCCACAGGAGAAGCCAGAACUUUAGAGGCCUUGGAAGAGGGUGGAGGAGAACUAAAUGAUUUUGUUUCAACUGCCAAAGGGGUAUUGCAGUCACUGAUUGAAAAACACUUCCCUGCUCCAGACAGGAAGAAACUCUAUAGUUUGCUAGGAAUCGACUUGACAGCCCCAAGUAACAACAGUUCACCAAGAGAUAGUCCUUGUAAAGAGAAUAAAAUAAAGAAGCGGAAAGGUGAAGAAAUUACUCGAGAAGCCAAAAAAGCACGAAAAAUUGGUGGCCUUACUGGAAGCAGCUCUGACGACAGUGGGAGUGAAUCUGAUGUCUCUGAUAAUGAAGAAAGCGACUAUGAGAGCUCUAAAAACAUGAGCUCUGGUGAUGACGAUGAUUUCAAUCCCUUCAGAGAUGAGUCCAGCGAAGACAACGAGGACGAUCCAUGGUUAAUUAGGAAAGAUCAUAAGAAAAGCAAAGAUAAAAAAAAGAAGAAAAGUAUCGAUCCAGAUUCCAUUCAAAGUGCCUUGUUAGCAUCUGGUCUUGGAUCAAAGCGGCCCAGUUUCUCCUCAGCACCAGUCAUCUCACCUGCUUCCAACAGUGCACCAGCCAACAGUAACAGCAACAGUAACAGCAGCCUCAUAACGAGCCAAGAUGCUGUUGAAAGGGCACAGCAGAUGAAGAAAGACCUCCUUGAUAAGCUGGAAAAGUUAGCUGAGGACCUCCCGCCUAAUACCCUGGAUGAGCUUAUCGAUGAGCUCGGUGGUCCUGAAAAUGUGGCUGAGAUGACUGGCCGCAAGGGGCGGGUGGUGAGCAAUGAUGAUGGAAGCAUAUCCUACGAGUCAAGGUCUGAACUUGAUGUGCCUGUGGAGAUUCUGAACAUCACGGAGAAGCAGAGGUUCAUGGAUGGAGACAAGAAUAUUGCUAUUAUCUCAGAAGCUGCCAGCUCAGGUAUUUCAUUACAAGCAGAUCGGAGAGCUAAGAAUCAAAGGAGAAGAGUUCAUAUGACUUUAGAGUUACCCUGGAGUGCUGAUCGGGCCAUUCAGCAGUUCGGAAGAACACACAGGUCAAACCAAGUGACUGCUCCAGAGUAUGUUUUUCUGAUUUCGGAGCUGGCUGGAGAACAGAGGUUUGCGUCUAUUGUUGCUAAGAGACUUGAGAGUCUGGGGGCACUUACACAUGGCGACAGAAGAGCAACAGAAUCUAGAGAUCUCAGCAGGUUCAACUUUGACAACAAGUAUGGAAGAAAUGCUUUAGAAAUUGUUAUGAAGUCCAUUGUAAACUUGGAUUCUCCUAUGGUAUCACCACCUCCAGACUACCCUGGAGAAUUCUUUAAAGAUGUUCGGCAAGGACUGAUAGGAGUGGGCUUGAUUAAUGUAGAAGAUCGCUCAGGAAUUCUUACUCUUGAUAAAGACUAUAAUAAUAUAGGAAAAUUCUUAAACAGAAUUCUGGGCAUGGAGGUGCAUCAGCAGAAUGCGUUGUUUCAGUAUUUUGCAGACACACUCACUGCAGUUGUUCAGAAUGCCAAGAAGAAUGGGAGAUACGACAUGGGAAUCCUAGAUCUGGGUUCUGGAGAUGAAAAGGUGAGGAAGAGUGAUGUCAAGAAGUUUCUGACUCCAGGAUACUCAACCUCUGGCCAUGUAGAGUUAUAUACAAUUAGUGUGGAGAGGGGAAUGUCCUGGGAUGAAGCAACCAAGAUUUGGGCCGAGCUGACAGGACCCGACGAUGGCUUUUACUUAUCGUUGCAAGUACGAAUAAGAAACAACAAAAAAACUGCAAUCUUAGUUAAAGAAGUAAACCCCAAGAAGAAACUAUUCUUAAUUUAUCGACCAAACACUGGGAAGCAACUGAAACUAGAAAUUUAUGCUGAUCUGAAAAAGAAAUAUAAGAAGGUCGUCUCUGACGAUGCCCUGGUACACUGGCUGGAUCAGUACAACUCCUCUGCAGACACCUGUACUCACGCAUACUGGCGUGGCAAUUGCAAAAAAGCAAGCUUAGGAUUGGUUUGUGAGAUUGGUCUCCGCUGCCGCACUUACUAUGUACUGUGUGGCUCAGUACUGAGCGUCUGGACAAAGGUGGAGGGUGUUCUGGCCUCUGUCAGCGGCACAAAUGUGAAAAUGCAGAUAGUGCGGCUCAGGACCGAAGACGGGCAGCGGAUUGUAGGUUUAAUCAUUCCGGCAAAUUGCGUGUCUCCUCUUGUAAAUCUCCUGUCAACUUCAGACCAGUCUCAGCAACUGGCAGUCCAACAAAAGCAGCUGUGGCAACAGCAUCACCCACAGAGCAUCACCAACUUGAGCAACGUGUAAAGAGCAGCGGCUUCCUCGCGUGGUUGAGUGCUGUGAGAGCACCACUUGCAUAAAAAUCAGGGACACUUUCCAAAGAAUUUUUUUUUUAACUUCAGUUGUGCUCUCUAGUUAAUUUGGGGGGUGGGGGAGGGUUGUGGAAAACCUGGAAAUAGGCAGCAAAGCUGACAGCGAACAGAGCAGAGGGGACACAUGUCUUUCCUCCUGCUUCCAUGGGGCUGCCUGUGCGCUUUUACCUUGGGUGAGCAGAGCGGAUGUAUGUGUGUGUGAGCAUAUGUGUCAGUCUGUCUGUGAGUUUGUUAAACGCUACAAGGCCACAGUUGGUUGAAAAGGCUUGGAACUUCUCAAACUGGCUUUACUUUUCCUUUCUACAGUGCUCAGGGUUAACACAGUACAUCCUUGUCAUGACUGUGGGAGUUCCCCGAAUGCAUGUAUUUCAAGUCUAAAUACUGAAUAUAUAUAUUGGUUUAUUUUCCAACUUAAACAAUGUCUCCUACAGCAUGAAGUGAAGGGUUGCGUUGCGUGCCAUGCAUUCAGGUUCAUUUGUAGCUUUUGUUGACGGUGCAUGUCUUUGAAAGCAUGUGUAAUCAAGAUUACCACAGAAGUCACAUAUGGAGAGAAACAUUGGACAUGUACAGCAUUGGGUUUUGCAUUUCUAGUGUUGAUACCUGGGUGUUGCUUCUAGCCCUCAACCCUGCCCGCUCCUCCCUGACCCAAGUUUCUUGUUAAAGUAGUAAGUGCAUACUUUUUUUUUUUGUGAUAAAACUCUUUAAAAGUUCAUUUUAAUAUGUUAAUAGUAUUCCUAAUUUGUGCUGCAAACAUGGCUCUGAGCCUUAUCAUAAGUUACGUUUUCCUUAACUUAAGCAUAGUUUUAGGAAGAAAUAUGAUUGGCUUCUGUCUUACACACAAUCUUUUCUACUUCAUUAUCUGACUCUGCUUUGUCAUUCGAACCGGAAACCGUACUUGAGUUGUAAACUAGACAGUGAGAAACACUUGGCUUCUUUCUGCUGUAUGUUGUUCUCGUUACCCAGUAACUUGAAUAUUGUUUAAUGUGCUGUAAGACAUUGUCGAGAUUAUCUCCGCUGUUUAAAAUGCUAAUGUACAAAUGUGAAUAGACACUUAUCUAUAACAUGGGUAAGUUUUGUUUCGCCUAUAAUAGAUGUUUAUAAAAAAAAAUUGAGUGAGGGGACAAUUGGUCUUUUGGUUUUUAUCUCCUUACCUCCCCUUCCCCAAAUUUUUUCUCCCCUCUCCCCUCCCCCCUUUUUUGCUUGCACAGGUUGCACUAUUAAAAAAUUGAGAUUGUAUAAAUCUGGUUUAAAACUACAAGACAACAAAGUCUUGUAGAUGUUGAAUAAAAAAGUUAUUAUACUAACGAAGUGGACUCUUGCUUAGGCCCUCACUGGGGACUCCAGGCAUAGGAUAGCAGGGCUUCUGUAGAGCCUGGUGCUGCUUUAGCCUUCCAGGUAGCCUUAGAGUCUGACUGAGCCCCUUGCUGAAGUCUGAGGCCAUCUUGGGGAUGGGGUAAAUGAUGGUACUUUUGAAUGUUUUUCCAGUCGAAUUGUUUUCUUUGUAGCUUUUUAAUCUUCUCAAAGAAUUGGGUGAGGUGUGUUUAGUGACAGAGACCUGAUGGAGCACAUGGGACUCUCCCUCUGUCCAGUUACUAGGAUUAAGUUUACCGUAAUAUUGCAUUGGAUUUAUUUAUUCUUAGUGCCUCAAAGAACAAAUGGUGAAUGGUUUCUGUUCUUGGGCACGUUUUGCCCAGUGGAUGCAACUGUUAUCCUCAUUCCGUGUAUCUCAGGCAGUGAGUGAUCUCAUGAACAUCAAACAGUGGCCCUCGGUGGCCCUAAUCCAGGUGGCCACUGAGAGUGGGAUUGUGUCCUCCUUUACACAGCCUCCGAGCUUUUGUUUUGAAGUGGCGGACCAUUCAGCUCUCUUGUCAUACUGAAGUAAAAGCCCGAGGAAGAGCAGUAUAACUUGACUUUUUUCUCCAGGAGACCAAGUGACAGAGGAUGAGAUUGAUGCUGUGUCCUAAGGUGCCAGCCCCCUUGUUCUGUGUGUGGAUGUCUGUUUAUGCAGGUCCUGGUUUAUCCAGUGCUUUCAAAGCAGCACCUACAGGAUUUCUCUAGUCCGUUCUUAGUGGACACAUCACCCAUGUUGAUGAUGCUGUGACACUUGGUACUGGAGCACGAGUAUCUGUGUGUCCUGUUCAUCAAAGAACGUUUCUUUACAUUUUUAUUGUUUAAUAAGGAAAAGACCACAAAUAUUAGGCAUCUGAAAGCCCUUUCAAAGCAGACUUCAAAAGGCAAAUAGUAUGGCAGGACAGAUAGAAGCUAGUCAGCCUUCAUCCACUGUGGGGGGUGUGUGUGAGUGUGUGUCCGUGUGUCUGUGUCUGUGUGAGAGAAAUGCCUGGGAUUGGUGCCCAACCUCUCUGGAGGGAAGGAUGUGCUGUUUGCACUCUGCCCCUACAAAAGUCAUAAGGCAAGCUUUGGCAUUCAAGAGUUUUCUUUUGUCCAAAUCCAAGUCUUUUCAGCCACUGUCCUGUAAAGUCGGUUCAGUCUCCUUCGGGGUCUGAAUGCCACGCAGGCAGGCAGGCAGGCAGGCACCCCACGCCUCACUUAACUCUCUUCAGCAUAUGGCCGUCAGCCUCUGAGAUGCCUUUUGUAACGUAGCCCUGAGCAGCAGACCCGAGUGUUGGUCCCAUCAGUGUUUUCAGAGUUUACAGAAGUUUGUGCUGAAAAUCACUCCUAGGUCCCACGCUGCUCAGGUGUGCUAGCUGGGGAGGCCAUGCUCCUCCCCUAGCGAUCCCUGUGCCGCAGGCUUGCCCUCUCCGUGUUCUGGUCAGAUAGUUGUUGGUGCGGUCAGUCAGAAAGUAUUUCUGUAAAUGCAAGUUGGUGAGACAGCAGUUUUCUCUCUUUACUACUAAAUCUCAGAUCUGCUUCCAGGGUCUCUUUUCCUGUGUGUAGACUAGCAAGAAUGUGUACCCAGAGCACUGCAGAUGCCAUAGGUGUGUACAUACGUGUAUGUAUUCUUAACUCAGCACUUACGAAAGCUUUCGAGCUGCAACAAUAAAGCUUAUAAUUUGUUCUGUCUGUGUAGAGAGAAGUUCUAAACUACCAAACUCAAGAGGAAGUAAGCAUUUUAUAGCCACAGUUUUGGCUGUAGCCUUUUUUAUUUGCUGGUUUCUGUACUAUGCCAUUUGAACACUUUCUGAGAAAGCAUAGAAAGGGGUAGGAGGAGCCACCAUUUACAGUGAGGGACCCUUAUCCUGCCCUCCUCUUCCCAUAUUAGCACAAGGGCCAUUGUGACGUGAUUUUGAAAGAAAGUGGAGAGGUUCUUAUCCUGUGAGACCUUACCCAGGGAUCCUGGUUUUUAAGGGAAGACCCUUGUGGACUCUUGCACUUCCUAGGAAUGGAGUUUCAGCAAAGCUGCUAUUAAUCCAGGAUCGACACACUGAAUGUUUAGUUAGUUGGGGCAUCCCCAUGGCAAGAGAAACUGCUAUUAUGGUUUGUUUGUUAAGAGUCUGUCCUGUGGGUAUGGAUUCUGGUGAACCACACACACAAAACACAGGUACUUUGGUCCUCUAGUGCUGAAAGGAACCAAGCAUUCCAUGUUAUGGCUGCAGCUGAGUAGACAAAUUAUUUGCAAGAAAAUGCCUCACCAGGCUAGCCGUCUAAAUGAGAUGAGUCCCAAGGGAGAGAAACAGGGAAAUGCAAGUAGGUGGCAGUUUGAGUGCCCAUCCUCUCCUCUGUGCUGUCCUUCCAUAUGUACAUACUGAAUGUAUAGACGAGUGUGAGCUCUUCCUCGUUGUGAGUGUAAAUCUUGUAAAUCAGGACCCGUUCACUUGGUUUUUUGCUCCUCCUCUUCCUUUCCCUCCUAUUUAUUCUUUUCCAGACUCCCACCUGGGGCAUCUUCGUCCCUUUUUUUUUUUUUUUAAACUUAGGAAACUGUGGAAUACUUCUUAGCAGAGUCAGUACUUUUGUGUUUAAGAGUUCGUCUUUGCCUCGUGGCUCUGGGGUUCUUGUUACCCACAUCUUGGGAUGCAUCUGCGCACCACCCCUCAUCCUGUUACCAGGUGACUGGUUAUGCUCUUUUUUCGUUCUCUGGAAGCUAUAGUGAGCUUCAUCCUUUCAUAUUUGAAAAAGGAAAGGAAAGGAAAGGAAAUGCUUCCUGGACUCCCCUUAAGCACCUCUAUCGUCUUCAGUCAGCCAGAUGCAGCUCCUCAGAAGCCUGACUCAUUGUUGCUCCAGUUGAGACCUGCCUGCUCCAGUCCUCCCGCUCCUGCUGUUUGCCCGAUGGGAAAACCUUGCAGUUAGACAGUAGCUCAGAGCCUGGCUGCACGCCAUUCUAUGGUGUGUAUGAGACCUUGGAUUUCUUUGACCCUUUGACCCCACAGGUGGCAAUCAGAGACUUAUUUUACAACCAGCAUGGAUAAUCUGUUCAUUAUACUGUUGGUCAAAAAUAUUUAUAGGAAGGCAGGAGAUGAGCUUGUAGUACAUGACAGGAGACCUUAGAGAACAGUCAUCAUCCAAGGGAUGACAGUAGUCCUACUGUGGGAGCUACAACAAGCACGAAAGGCAGGUUCAGUGUUGGGGACUCAUUUCUGGCUGGGCAGACUAGAAGCAGACGUGCUGAGCUCUGCGGAAUUGGCGUUGGUGCUAAAGGCCAACAAGGCAGUGGAGAUGGUGCUGAUCUUCACCCAGGGCAGAGCAGUGAGGUUUAUUUGCAGGAUUUUGCACCCUCAAAAAAUGUCCUCUGCAAUUCUCAGGAAAGAUUUCAGUGAACAUUCAACUUGAUGACAGGUUGCAAAUUGUCUACAUUUGGCUAAGUCUUUGGACGUUAGUUGUCACGAAUGAGGAUCUGUCACAGAUAGAUUGCUCCAGCAGAAAUUCCCUCCUGACCCCAGCUCCCUCCCUCUGGUCUCUGAGAUUGACCUGUGGCCUGCAACAUUAGCCAGCUGUCUAUGGGGAUGUGAUAGGGCACAGUUAGUCCAGGAAACCUACAGCAGACAGUUAAGUAUGAUGUACACCCAUUUAGUGCAGAGCAACAGGAGAAGGAACGGAGGCCGCCUUUUGCGCUGGAGGCUUCCUCAGGGCUGAGUCAGCAUGCCAGUCUCCUGGGGCGAGUUAGUGCGGCCUUUCUGAUUCUGGCCUCUAACCCAGACCCCACUCAGGCGUCUUGAAGGCGGUUGCUGUUCUUGCAGUGACUGGCACUGAAGAGGGUAAAGAGGCUUGAGCCAUUCCUGGGUCUACUCUGUGGGACCCGGGGGCCUUUUUCUUCCUUUCUUUUUUUUUUUUCUUUUUGUUUUAAACAUAGCACAAUACAGCCUCACCACUAAACAAGUCACCCAGUUCAUAGUUUCUACUGAAUUUGCAAACUACUCUUAACUUCUUUCAAUAACCACUUUCAUCAUCGACCGUGAGGGGUGGAAGAGGUGCCCUGUGUCUCUGCAAUAAAACUUGUGCCAGGUUCUACCUCCUUGUGCAAAGGGUAUUUUACAUAAAGGCGCUGGGCUUCCUUCCCGACCUGACAUGGUGCAUCUGGAGACAUCUGCAGGAGUCCAGAGACCUUUCCAAAUGACGUCAGAUGUAGACUCUCGGGUGGCCUCUGUCUUCGUCCGUUUCCUUUCGUACUGCUGCGCUGCAUAGGACUAUCCAUCCGGAGGAAAAGUACAUGCUUUUUCCACGCCGCCUGCCACGUUGCUGCCUUCAGCCUCUCCUGGGAACCUGCUCCCCAGUGUCCAGAACUCAGUGCUACCAUCAUUUUGAUAUGUAACUUUCGAAUUCAGUCUCAUGCAAUACAAGUGUGUCCGCCUCACUGAGCAGAGCUCAUUUGUCCUCAAGUAGAAAAUGCUUGAUCCUCACACGGAAAGUACUCUCUGUAUUUAGGUUUUUGUUGUGGUUUUGUGGUUUUGUUUUUGUUUUUGGUUUGUUUUUUUUUUUUCAUUUUUGUUUGGAUUUCGUUUCUGUUUUUGUAAAAUUCUUAAAUAAAAUUAAACAAAUAGA
Molecule: messenger RNA, 11667 nt
Organism: Rattus norvegicus (Norway rat)
Lineage: Eukaryota; Metazoa; Chordata; Mammalia; Rodentia; Muridae
Gene: Sbno1
Product: strawberry notch homolog 1
Biological process (GO): positive regulation of signal transduction; regulation of DNA-templated transcription
Cellular component (GO): nucleus
Source: RefSeq, a predicted model, not a curated record